AUGCUUCCCAUGGCGAGGCCUGCCAUCUCUGGCGCCCUGUGCUCUGCGCGCCCCCACCUUGCGCUCUCCCUUCCCCGUGCUCAGCCCUUGGCCGCCCUUUCGACUUCAUCGAUCAAAUCCGCGACGGCGCUUGAGCGCCCAACGCCCACCGGCCAAUUGACUGCGUCGGGCAAGGUCCGGACCGAGGUCCCUCUGCCCAGUCAGGAAAAGAAAGAGGGUGCUAUGCAAUAUGUCCUUACCACACUCGAUCAGGUUGCCAACUGGGCUCGUCAGAGCUCUUUGUGGCCCAUGACUUUCGGUCUUGCAUGCUGCGCUGUUGAGAUGAUGCAUCUGUCUACUCCACGUUACGAUCAGGAUCGUCUUGGAAUCAUUUUCCGUGCUUCCCCGCGUCAGUCCGAUGUUAUGAUUGUCGCCGGUACCCUGACCAACAAGAUGGCUCCUGCCCUGCGUCAGGUCUAUGAUCAAAUGCCCGACCCUCGCUGGGUUAUCAGUAUGGGAAGUUGCGCCAAUGGUGGUGGGUACUAUCAUUACAGUUACUCGGUUGUCCGAGGUUGUGACCGGGUUGUACCGGUUGAUGUCUACGUGCCUGGAUGUAUGUUCCUUCCCUCCCCAAUUCGCGAUAUGAUCACUGACCACCCAGGUCCUCCCACUUCCGAGGCAUUGAUGUACGGUAUCUUCCAGCUGCAGAAGAAGAUGCGCCACACUAGAAUCACACGCAUGUGGUACCGUCGUUAA
This is a messenger RNA of Penicillium olsonii, 735 nucleotides long. The record is from the annotation of a GenBank genome assembly. NCBI's taxonomy places the organism in Eukaryota, Fungi, Ascomycota, Eurotiomycetes, Eurotiales, Aspergillaceae.